UCUUCCCUCGCCUGUACUCAUACACACACUUACACACCGAAGUAAUGGGAUAUGAUUCGAUGCAUGAAUGUGCAGUGAGGGGUGUGUGUGAGUGCACGAAGAGGAGGAUUGUGCGUUUGAGGACAGCCAGCCAGCCAAGUGCAUGUCAGUCUGACGUGAGGAGUGUGAGUGAGCUGAAGGAGCUUCCAUGAUUUCUUUCUGGAUAUGUUUUUUGCGGCAGUGCAGCCUGAGAAGGAGACAGAAGAGUCAACCUCAACAUGAAGUCUGGUAGCUGCUUUCCACAGAUGUUCAGCACAGUCCUGAAAAUGUAGAAUCUUGUCUUUAAAUAAGAUGUGAGGAUCAAGGCCUUUAAAUGGAUCCUUUUCCUAAAUUACAGUUCUGCACUUGACAAGGACAUGAUGACUUACAGCCCUUUUGGAAAUACUGAAGCAUUUAUGUGCACUGUUUAAAAUGUCUAAGUGGAUGGACUGGAACUCUGUGACAUACUAAAGAUAUUAUCAAAACAUUAAUGUAGAACCCCCCCCCCCAAAAAAAAAAAAACACUGCCCUACGGAGAAUGAAUGUGAUGAACCCUAACCCUUCUAUGUCAGUAUACAGUAUAAAAAGGAUUAAAGCUGAAAAGCUGGAAAGAGCACAGUUCAUAGUUCUUCCACAACAAAAAUAGCAGAAAGCCAGUGGGCAAGUAAAACCCUGUACUGUACAUUAAAGAUCAGAAGAAAGUUACAACAUUGUACAGAGCGACUGACUCUGGCGUUCCUGACCCAGAGAUGAGUGUUUCUCAGCCCAGUGAGGGUUUCCCUGUCAGGGGGAAAAGUGGAUCCAGCAUGAGGCUCCCUCUUCACAGUGGAGGAGACCACAAUGGGAAUGCUUUCACAAUUUCCUCUUCAUCCUCCUCCUCUUCCUCCUCCUGUCUUGGGGAGUCAUCUCCUGAGUCAAUGCGGAGUCUGAGCAGCCUCAGUGUGAGCCGGACUGAGAGCCCACUGGACUAUGACAUGUUUGAGGUCACCCUGAGGACGACAGUGAUGACUAAAACGGAUAAAAUUAGAGAUGUUGUCAUUUCAAAAUGGGUGCCAGAGGAGGAAAGAAAACCAGAUUACAAUGUUGAUGUCUCAGUGGGAAAGAUACAAACAGCAGCAGAGCUAUCAGAAUCCAACAACAACUCUGAGUCUGUUUACCUGGACGCCAACAGUGGCGAAUUCCGCCAAGACACCUGGAACGACAAUGAAAACCUGACGCUGGCCCUGUCCCAGACGACAAACAGCAGUAGCCAUGGCAAUAAUGAUGACCUCAGCAGUGGAAGCAGUAACAGGAGAAGGCAUGGCUCCUCAAAUCCUGACUCAGACGCAACAGAAAUCCCUGCUGAUGAUUCUGAUGAUGAUGAUGAAGAGGAGGCUUUGUUUCUGUCAGUGAGCUCUGACAUGGGUGUGCGGAGAAGCAGCAUGACCUUCACAAGCUCAACCAGUCAAUCCAGUGACAACCUCAUGAACCCAGGUGGCUCUGCUGCGACGAGUGUAGCUGAUGAUGAGAGGUCAGAGCUGGUGUUAGAAAGGCCUGAGGUUGCCCGUCCCCUUGGUCUACCAGUGGAAAACCAGGCAGAACCUCCUACUUCUGAGGACCUUAGUGAAACCACCCAGAUAUCAUGUUCUUCUCCCUCUUCUGCCAAUCCAGCUCAAGAUGCUAAGGAUGUCACAUCUCCUCCACUUGAGGAAGCUGAAAGAUGUGCAGUGGGCCAAAAACCCACCCAAACUAACAGUAGUCAGCCAGCCAGAGCAGCAAAAACUAAACCAACUACUGCUACUUCAACUGCUCCCAAGACAGCGAUGUCCACAGACAUCAAACCAUCCGGUCUGAACGCAAAGAGAGUUUCCAAACUGGACCUAAAAAAUGUCAAGGCUAAAGUUGGAUCCUGGUCCGCCCCAUCUCCACCUAAAACACCCAGCCAGAAGAAAUCUGCUCCAGCCAAGGGAAAGAGAGGUGUUACUAUGAAGGAGGAAGCACAGACUGGGGAAUGGGGUAAAAAGCAAAGGUCAUCUGCAGUUUCAGUUACAGUGGCCAUGGUGCUGAAACCCAUCAGAGGAAAGAACAGUAACCUCAAAGCCAAACACAAGACAGUAGCCAAUGACGCUGCUCUGCCAGAGAAGAAGAGUGCGGCCAUCAAUCGAACACACUCUACUUCGACCAGCUCUCUGGGGUCUGAGGUGGUUGAGGAAGGACCCCUGGACUCUCCCAGGAAAGCAGUCCAGGAAGUGCCUGAUAAACAUGAAACUUCAUAUCCAAGUGAAGAUGCUCAUGAAGAGUCUGUGGAGGACCAAAGGGAGGGUACUGGAAAGGCUUUAAUGACAGAGGCUGAUGUGGAGAAACCAAGGAAUCAUAGCAGGAAAGUCUCCUCUAAGCUGGGGCCCGGUGCCAGGCAGCAGGGGAGAGGCACCAGAAUGGAUAAGGGGCCCUCGGGAACGGCUCCACCUCCAGGGUCAGGGACCGGACCUCCAGGACAGGGGAGCCCCGGGUCCAGGCAAACCAGGAGUGAUGGCUUCACGUUGGGAGAGGGUGGACAGAGCACUGGGGGUGGAUCUCCAACGAGAGUGAGGCAAAGCCCAAGUCAGUGCCAGGGUAUCUCCAAACCUCGCCCCACCGCAGAGCGAGCAUCUACAUUGGCUGCCUUGGGUCCCGCAAUGUCCAACUCCAAACCAACAGCCAAUCAGCAGCCAGCAUCAGGGUCGCUCGGAAGACUUGGUGCACCUGCCGUGUCAAAACUUCCUGUUAAGGGAUUACCCACAAGCCUCAGUUCCUCAUCACUGGGAAACAACGAGAACAAUGCAGCCACAAGCAAAGUUUCUCCAGGAGCACCAGCACCAACAGGGACCAAGCCAGAUGAGCGGCCCAGCAGAAGCACGCUUCCUGUGGGCAGUCAGAGCACGGCAAACCCCCUCAUGUCCAGCACUGCAGCUACCGCCAGCACCAAUACUCCCAGUGACAUAGUUACCAGUUCUAACAGUGGUGUCCCUGCUGCUCCAAAGCCUCCUGCAAUGAGGAGCAGAGCUCUGUCACUGCAGGCCAGGGCCACUCCAACAGGUCUGAAGGCCCCAACACUCACCAACCACAACACAGCUAGGACAGCAUCCGCCAAUCAAGCAGCAGCAAAGACAGCUCCUGCUGCCAAUCAGGGGCUGGCGAAGCAGGUAUCCCAUUAUCCCUUGCAAAGAAGUGGCUCAGCGAGACUCAGUCGACUGAACAGCACAGUGGACAAAAACAAGCCCCGGGAGGUGCCGGCAAGACCCACAAACACCAACAACAGCUCACAGGUAGCAGCAUCUGCAGGAGGAAACAACCAGAACCAGCAACAACCUCCACCUGACCUGAUACCGGACGUGGUGAAUGCUAAUGCACCAGUGACGCCAGUUCUCCCAGUGCCUGCCACUGAUAUCACCAACACUGGGUCAAGCACCACUGGGGCCUCUGGUCUUGGGUUCAAAGCAAGAACAGGGCCACGAUCCAGCCCCAAAACAGGAUCUCACCUACAGAAUACAUUCAAGCCUGUCGCAGCCAGGGCUGUUGUGGCAGACGGGAUGGUCACGAUGAAACAGAACCAGAGCAAAGAGCAGGCAGAGAAGAAGAACCAGGCCAUCAACCAGCUGAGGAAGCUGCUCAUCCAGGGAAAUAAGAGAGUGGAGGCUCUGGCUACAGUCAUCCAACAUCUCUUCACUGAGCGCGAGGAUGCCUUGAAGCAGAAGAAGGCAUUGUCGCUGGAACUGGCAAACCUCCGAGACGAGAUGGUCAUGUCGUCACAGUGCUGCAAGCAUCUGCAGAAGGAGAAGGAGGAGGUGCGUGUCAGCUUGGAGGAGGCUUUGAAGAGGCUGGAGGAGCAGCACAAGGAGGAGCUGGUGCAGCUGGAGGACAGAUUGAGGAGCUUUUACCAAACAGAGUGGGACAAAGUCCACCAGACGUACCAAGAGGAGGCUGACAAAUACCGCAUGUUGAUGGAACAGCAGGUGGCGGAGCUGAGGAGACGACAGGAAGCAGAGAGGAAGAACCAGGAAGUGAGUCACAGACAGAAGAUGGAGUCUCUCAAACUGCAGUAUGAGACCUCCAUACAAGAGCUGAAGAGGAUCCAGCAGACAGACCUGGAGAACCUGGAGAAAACACUUAAGGAGACUGAAACAUCUCUCUCUGAUAAAGUAUCUGAGCUGUCAGCAGAGAAGGAGGCUCUGAAUGAGAAAUUGAAAGCAGAGGAGGAGAGGAGGAAGUGCAUACUCAGUGACAAAAAUCUGAAGGACUCCCACACAGUGUACCUGGAGCAGGAGCUGGAGAGUCUUAAGGUGGUGCUUGAGAUCAAGAACAACCAGCUUCACCAGAAGGAGAAGAAGCUCAUGGAGAUGGACAAACUGGUGGAGACUAAUGUGAAACUGGGUGAGUGUCUGAAGAAGGUCCAACAGGAGAACGAGGACUACAAGGCCAGGAUGGAUAAACAUGCUGCUCUCUCCAAGCAGCUGUCCAAUGAACAGGCCAUACUCCAGCAGACGCUGCAGAAAGAGUCCAAGGUCAACAAGCGUCUGUCCAUGGAGAACGAGGAGCUGCUGUGGAAGCUGCACAACGGUGACCUGCUGGCGAGUCCCCGCCGCCUCUCACCCACCUCACCCUUCAACUCACCACGAAACUCUGCCUCCUUCCCCACAACUGCACCCUUAUCGCCCAGAUAACCCCAACAACAAACAACAACCCCUUCCUCCCCUGACCUUCUGAUUCUCCUCAUCACCUUUACAAGCAUGGAAAGAUGGAAACUCUUCCAAAUACAGACAAAGACACAGUCGUGUUGUUGGAUAUUAAUGAUGAACUUGUACAUUUGGAUUAAAUUGCAUUAAAGAUGCUUAUUUUGAAAGCGAAAAGACAUUGUAGUGGCACCGAUGCACUUAAUUCAGACCAUGGGACUGGCCUUGCUCUCCAUAAGUCUCUUCCAAAUACCUGGUUCUCCAACAAACCUUUCUUCUUUUUCUGAAGAAACGUACAAACAGGCACACCUCAGGGUCUGUACAUAGUGCCUCACUCUCGUUAUGACUAUCCUUACCUUUUUGUUUCUUUUGACAUGUUGUACAGUUUAUGCUCAUCCUGUUCUUUUAUGCCCCUCUUUCUAAAGAGGUGGAUGAGAAAAAACCUUGGACUUGUGCUGUAUACAGGGUUUGUGGAAACAGACUCAAAGUUCUUUGGGUCUGGCAAAUCAUAAAAUGACGGGUACUUCUUGGUGGAUUAGCAUGGAUUGUUUUGCCUUUCCCCUUCUUUUAAAGAGGAUGGUUUUUUCCCCCAAAGUGCGAAGCUCAAUCACAGAUCUGCUUUGGACCUCUGGAAGAAGUGGAUGAACUUGAUGUCCUUCUGCAGGCAAACAGGAACACACAUUCAUGAUUGUUGAGUGUGUGAGCUACUCACAACCUCUACCUUAAUAUACUAUGUGGAAUGUAAUCACCCUUGGAUGUUAAAUCUGAGCAGGCCAGUUCAGAGACACACACACACACACACACACACACACACACACACAGACAUCUCAGAGCCAAAAAUGCAGUUUAAUUAACAAGGAUGGUGUUAGCCAGGACAGUGUUUACACCUGGCAAACCGAUGAAAGAGAUGUACCCAAAUUGCCUCAGUGUACCAUGUUCUGUUUUAUUUUGGACACAGAAUAAAUACAAUAUGACAUCA
Messenger RNA from Siniperca chuatsi (mandarin fish), 5685 nucleotides. Its product is annotated as microtubule-associated tumor suppressor 1 homolog. The coding region runs from base 768 to 4697 and encodes 1309 amino acids. Gene Ontology annotation, molecular function: microtubule binding. The record is from RefSeq and is a predicted model, not a curated record. Gene Ontology annotation, cellular component: nucleus; cytoplasm. Lineage: Eukaryota; Metazoa; Chordata; Actinopteri; Centrarchiformes; Sinipercidae. The transcript has 19 exons.